CAUAAGCGAACAAGUAAAAAGAGAACAUCUCUGAACUGAAACACAUCCUAAAACCCGAACUGUUACGAUGAUGGCAACUGAAACCCUAGAUACUCCGACCAAUGGCCCCACAUCCAACGGCACCGGUGAAACAAACCCGCCGGAAGACUGCGCAACUGUCUCUCAUUCUUCUCCAGAUGCAAAACCAGUAGAAGAUGUGGAACAAGGAGAAAAGCGUAAGAAAACCGAAUCCGAAACCGUUGAGAAAACCACUUCAAUUCACCCUCUAUCGAAGACGAGUCUCUGUUCUUAUUUCAGGCGGACAGGCGGUGAGUGUAGCCACGGAGAAACGUGCCGGUAUGCUCAUGGGGAGGAAGAGCUCCGGCCACGACCUGAUAAUACAUGGGACCCUACUUCCGAGAGGGCGAAGAAGUUGAAGUUAGAGAAUGAAGAUAGAGACAAAGCGGACGAAAGAGAUGACGAAGUUAUGAUGACGGAAACGAUAUCAGAAGAUGGAUGCUCUGAGUCUGCGCUUGAUAAGUGUUUAGUGAAUCUUCCGAUGAAGUGGAGUUCGGAUAAUUUACGGAACUUUCUCAACGAGCAGGGAAUCGAGUAUAAAUCAGCUAAGACAAAGAAAGGAAUGAUUGUAGGAUUUGUUACCUUUGAAACCACAGAGCAAGUGAAAACUGGAAUCGAGAAGCUGCAGGGGAAGCCAUUUGGGAAUAGAACUUUAAAGAUAGCAGAUGUCAUCCCAAGAUCUUUUGACAGAAACGUGAAACCAAAAAUGGUUUCAGACAAUUCAGCUACAUCAGAACCUGCAAACGAGGUUGAAGAUGGAGAUUCGGUUAAUGACAGUUCUACCCCUGGAAGCUCUGUAUUGAAGGGUAGAAGUGCCAGGGAAGUUGUGACUCCACUUGCCCAUUUGUCUUACAAAGAUCAACUGGAACACAAGAAGACUUCUCUUGCACAGACUAUGAAAAAACUUACUCGAAAUGCACGUAAAGCUUGUCCAAAUGGUGUUUCACUUCCAGAUUGGAUUCUUAAUUCCAGGGAAAUUGGUGGUCUUCCAUGCAAACUAGAGGGGAUAAUUGAAUCACCACUUGUAAAUGGAUACAGAAACAAAUGUGAAUUUUCAGUUGGAUAUUCUUUACAAGGAAAACCUACAGUGGGAUUUUCUUUAGGAAACUUCAGGGAAGGUGUGACAGCAGUUGAAGAACCUCUAGAUUGUCCAAAUGUUUCUAGAAUCGGUUGUAAGUAUGCUGAAAUCUUCCAGAAGUUUCUAGAAAGUUCAACUUUCCCUAUUUGGAAUAGGAUGAAUAAUACUGGAUUUUGGCGCCAACUAACAGUCAGAGAAGGAAGGACACCUGGCAAGAUUGCUGAGGUGGAAUCUGGUGAAUCAAAUGUUUCAGAAGUCUUGGUUAUGGUUCAGAUUUGCUCAAAGGGUAUUGAUGAUGAAGCUAUAAAUGUUGAACUUGAGAAAAUGGCUGAAGCUUUUGUAAUUGGAGCUUCUACAAAUUCUCCCUCUUUGCCUCUUACUGUGUUGGUUGUUCAGGAUCAUCAAGGAAUAUCCAAUGUGGCACCAGCUGAUGCUCCAUUGCGCCACCUGUCACUUACCAAGGGUGAAAGUAGAUUAAUGGAGGAUUCUGAAAUUGUUGCAGAAGCUAGAAUUCAAGAUUAUAUAAAUAAUCUUCGGUUUUUUAUAUCCCCUACAGCUUUUUUCCAAGUGAACACCCUUGCAGCUGAAAAACUCUACUCCCUUGCUGGAGAUUGGGCCAAUUUAGGGCCCAAUACCUUACUUUUUGAUGUAUGUUGUGGGACCGGAACCAUUGGGCUUACCCUAGCCCACCGUGUGGGAAUGGUGGUUGGAAUUGAAAUGAAUGCUUCUGCAGUAGCUGAUGCAAAUCGGAAUGCUGAAAUCAAUGGAAUCAAAAACUGCAGAUUUGUCUGUUCAAAAGCGGAAGAUGUUAUGGGGUCGCUAUUAAAAGAGUACUUAACAAAAAAACUAGACUCUGGAAUCAGUGAUUCCAAUGUUGGUAUCAAGGAAGAUGAGAAAAAGGAUAUCAAAGAAGUUAAAAAGGAAGAAGAAAAUAAUUCUGUUAAUGAAAACAAUAAUAAUAAUAAUAAUAAUAAUGAGAAAAAGAUGGAAUAUUUUGAAAAUGUGGUGGCUAUUGUGGAUCCUCCACGUGUUGGACUUCAUCCCACUGUAAUCAAGGCUCUUAGGACUCAUUCACGUUUAAAAAGGCUUGUUUACAUUUCGUGUAAUCCUGAAAGUUUAAUGGCAAAUGCAAUUGAGCUUUGUACUCCUUCUGAUGAUAGUAAUGAGAAAGGGAAUAAGAACAAUAGAGGAUGGAGAAAUAUGAGUAGUGCUGGUUUGGCUAGACAUAGAGCCAAAUCUAUGCCUACUUCUGAACCCUUUAAGCCGGUCAAAGCCAUGGCUGUUGACCUUUUCCCACAUACCCCACAUUGUGAACUUGUCAUGCUUCUUGAAAGGUAAAUUUUGUAUUCAUUUGUUUUUCAUGAAAACGUUUUUGUAUUGGUUGAGGAUCUUAAAAGGAGGAUAUGGUUGUCGCGUUUUGCGAGAGAGUAGUGAAAGAUGUCUAACUUUUUGGAUU
Messenger RNA from Lactuca sativa (garden lettuce), 2591 nucleotides. The record is from RefSeq and is a predicted model, not a curated record. Lineage: Eukaryota; Viridiplantae; Streptophyta; Magnoliopsida; Asterales; Asteraceae.